AUGAGUGGGAAAUCAGAGAUAAGUUAUACAAAUACUGGAACAGGUAAAACUACCAUCGAACAGGCAUUAAAAGAAGUUUUCUAUAUUCAUAGGAGUACUGUCAAAGAAUUUCAAGGUGAGAUUGGUGAAUGGAUAUCUAAAUGUGAAGACUAUGAAGAAGAAAAUAGGAUAUUAAAGGAAAAGUUAGAAAAGUAUGAGAAGGAAAAAGAGAAAUUAGAAGAAAAGUUGAAAAAUAAAACAGAUAGUAACUGUGUAAUGUGUGAACAUCUAAGAGAGUCUAUUAAAGUUGUUAAAGAUGCCUACAAUUUAUCAAUACAGGAAAAAGACAACAUGAUCCAAUUUCUGAAAGAACAGUUAUCUAAGAAAUGUGAAUAUGCUCUACCUUUAACAGAUCUAUCAAAUAAACCCUCAAACAAAGGACCUCAGUCAAAAACACCACAGAAAUCAUACUCCAACAACAAGUCGGAUAAAACUGACUCUCUAAAGAAAAAACACAGUCCUGAUUCCACGGUUAGCUCAGCCAAUAAAAAAACAGAUAAAACUAACAAACAACUGAAAUUUAACCAAUCAGAUGAAGAGAGUGAUGAACAAAUCAACAAAUCUGGAGAUAAACUUAGAUUAGCUCGGAAAAAUAAACGAUCUAGAUAUAAAGAGAUCUGUCAGUUAGAGGAAGAUGACGAAGAAGAGGGGCCCAUGGUUGUACCCGAAACAUUAGGAAUGGAGAUUUAUACUUCUAGCGAGGAGGAAUCCAAUUCUGAAGAUGAAGUAACACAGAAGGCCAAGCUAUCACCUAUGCAAAAAUGUGAUGCUACUAAGAAAAUCAACACCACUCCAACGAAGAAAAGCUCAAAAUCAUCUGUUACCAAUCAAACAGAAAACACCAGUUCCCUACCCAAGAAAGCUUCCUCUGCUCAGCAAAGCAGGUCUAAAUCAAAAUCUGAAACCAUUAAUCAAUCCUUAAGUAAAUCAACCACUUUGAAUUCAUCCAGAAAUUAUGCAGAUCAUACAACUGAUAUACUAAAUAGUCCUGAUUCGGACAUGAGUGAAGAUGAAGUUUGUGGACUUCAACCAACAGUUGAAACAGAUUGUAUAGAAAAUAUAGAUGAUGAACUUGGUGAUUCAGGGUAUACCAGCAGACUAGAGAAAUCAAGAUAUGGAUCUCAACAGAAUGAAUCACAAUCUAAAAAUAAACUGUCUAAGACCAAGUUCAAAAAGGAUUCUCAAGAAUUCAAAAGAUGUUCAGAAAAAGGAAAAAAAUCCAUUCCAAGCAAAAAGUUUUGUGAUAAAAACAUGCAAUAUGAAUCAAUUUCCCCAGAACAAGAGCAGGAUCACCAACCACUGAAGUUAGAUGUGGAUAAGGCAAAGAAUUCAAGAAGCUCUUCAAGUUCUCCCGUAUUCACAAAGCCAUCUGAUAAAUCAACAUUCAAUACAUCUGUUAUAGAAGACUGCGAAGAACCAACUUCUCCAUUACUGCUUCAAUCUGAGAAGUCUCUUGAUGAAGCACCAAAAAGAUCUCUUAGGACUAAAAAGGCAACCACUGGUGACAAACAAUUGACCACUUCAAAGAAGUCAUCUCAAAAAACAGACAGCACUAGCAAGUCUAAAAAGAAGGCUUCACCUAAAGAUAUGCCUAUUGAUUUGACAGAAAACAGUAAUCUUAAGCAAACCACUCUCAGUCAAGUCUUCACCAGUAGUCCAAAACAAUCUGCACCACCUUUUGAAACUGAUGAGGAACGAGAAAGUAUGCAGGAGGCCAUUAAGCAGUCGUUGUUGGAAUUCCAGAACACUUCUCAAGAAUAUAAGAAGAGAAGAGAGUUGUCCAAUACAACAUCUGGAGACAUUUUCAAGAAACCACUUUCUCCUAAAACAACACCAAGAAAGAGACAACCAAGUGGAAAGAGAAGUCCAAUGGCAUCACCAGAUAAAUAUUUCUCUUCACCACAAAAAGCCAACACUUCUUUUGACCCCGAUGACACGGUUGGCCCAUCUCCAAGUUCUAUGGAUAGUUUACCCCUCAUUCCACUUCGAAGAUCUCCCAGAAAAUCUGUUUCCAGAAACUCAUUGUCUGCAAGCAAAAAAAUAAGCUGUAACCAAUCAUUAGAUGAUAUGGAUGAAACAAUGGCACCAUCCCCUAGUGUGUUGGAUUCUAUGGAUAAGCAGAUGUCAGGAGAUGAAUCAGAAAGACCAUUAAACAGAAGUAUAGCUCCUGAUGUUCCAUUGACUCAAUAUUGUGAAGACAGUGAGAGUUGUGAUCCUUAUAAGGCUUCACCAGAGUUGAAGAAGACCAACUCUCAAACCAAAGCAGAGGGAAGAAAAACCAGACGCACUAUAGAUAUGGCAGCUACUGAAGAAUCUCAAAUUUUACCAUCUAGUUCUAAAAGUUAUAAAUUUGGUACCAGAAGAGGCAGAAAAGUUAGCAUCGAUACUCAAGAUGAUUUACUGGAAGAGCAAGAAAGAACAUUAAAAGAUCCAGUUGAAGAUGUAGAAGAACAAAUGGAUGAUAAUCUAGCUGUACAACAUACAUCUUUUGAUUCUAGUUUUGAUAAAGUACCAAGUAAGAAAGGACCAGAAUUUGCUCAUGUUAGAGUUGUUAAAAAACAAGAUGAAAGAAGAAAAUUAAAAGGUCACAGUUGUAAAGAAUGUUAUGAGUAUUAUAAAUUAACUGGUAUGUCAGAUGAAGAAAUACAGAAUCGUAUACAAGAUUGUUCACGACACAGAGCAGACUAUAUACCACCAUCAACACCCGAACAUUUCUGGUCUAUUGGAUUUCCUGAUACACAAGAAUGUCAAGAAAGAGGCUAUGCUCAGGUAGAAAGAAAUACUAAACCAUCAAGCUACAGACGUAAACGUCAACUACAGAAGAAGUUUAAAUCUAAAGAUGAAAAAACUACUGGAAAGAGGGAUGACAAUGACAAUGGUGGAGAUGAUGAUUUACUUUUCAGCUGA
Messenger RNA from Lottia gigantea (owl limpet), 2946 nucleotides. RefSeq lists its product as hypothetical. Gene Ontology annotation, cellular component: site of double-strand break. The coding region runs from base 1 to 2946 and encodes 981 amino acids. The record is from RefSeq and is a predicted model, not a curated record. Gene Ontology annotation, biological process: double-strand break repair via homologous recombination; DNA double-strand break processing involved in repair via single-strand annealing. Gene Ontology annotation, molecular function: double-stranded DNA binding; flap-structured DNA binding; damaged DNA binding. The transcript is spliced from 10 exons. Lineage: Eukaryota; Metazoa; Mollusca; Gastropoda; Lottiidae.